AUGAACGAUACAUCUCAUACUAAUGAAUUGAUACAUUUACGACAACAUAUCAUAUCACAAUGUGUUUGGAGUGAUACAUAUAGUUCAUUAAAACAUAUUCUUAAACGAACAGCAAAUCAAUUACCAUUACUUGUAUCAUUUACUAAAGAUAAUGAUGAACAAGAUACACCAAAUAAUGAUCAAAUUGAACAACCAAUAUUUUUCUUUGAUAGAACUGUUUCAAAUAAAAUUUUAUAUACACCAUUAAGACAAUCAUCAAAUGAUCCGGAUAAUCAAUUUGAAGUUUAUCCACAUCAUUGUACUUUUGCUACAACAGAAUUAUUUAAAGGUUUAUUUGAAUUUGUUAUAAAUGGACAACGUUCUAGUCGAAUAUUUACAAAACUAGAACAAUUAGUGAAAUAUGCAACAACUAAUAAACAUUCCGUUGUAUUUAUGUCAAGAGAUCGAGUACAAUGUUAUUAUCUUGAACCAAAUUCUUCGAAAUGGAAAAGUAAACAAUAUCCACAAGGUUCAUUUUUUCAUGCUCAACGUAUUCAUCGUCCAUCCGACUCAACAAAUAAUAGCAGCAAUCAAAAAAUGAAUAAUCAUUAUCUCGAAUGUUUAGAUGAAGAAGGUUAUAAUAUAUUUCUAAAAAUGAAUACAACUGGUCGUUUCUCACUCAUUGCUACAUCACCCGAUCAACAACAAAAACAACCCGAAAUAUUUCUUCAUUCUACUCAAACAACAAAUAUUGGUCAAUUAAUAAAAACUUUAACAUUUCAUAAUAAUAAUAAUUGUAUACGUCUUGUUCGUGGUUCAGUUCCACAUAAUUUUCAAUGUCAAUAUUUACAAUUAGUACGACAACAUACACAUGAUGUAUUAGUUGGUUUAACAGAAGAAAAUCUUGUUAUUGAAUGGAAUUUAGAAAGUCAUGCACCAUGUCGAUAUGCAAUUAAUUUAAAUGAUAUUCUUAAUAAAUUAUCUGGAACAUCAGAAGAACAAUUACUUGAAAGUUAUAUGGAUGAUGCACGAACAAAUUAUCGAGAACAUUUUCAAUAUGAUAUGCAACUUAUUUCAACAAAAGACUGGGCAGCAUUUUUUCAAUAUUGGAAAUGGACAGGUGAUAUUCAUCAAACAGAUAAACAAGAAAAAAAUAUACCUUAUCAAAGUCGUCAUCGAUUUCAUCUCGUUGCUUCGAUACAAGAUCUUUCCAAUGAUCCAGAAACACUUUCUUCUGAAUUUACAAAUAAUAUUCAUCAAAAUUAUCGUCGUCGAAAUUCUCAAUUAUUCAGUGAAAAUCAGCAUAAACAUAUGAAAAAACCAUUAACUAAUAAACAACGAUUAUUUUUAUCGGAAAUGUCUAAACUUCUAUCAACAUCACAUCGUCAUAGAAAAGAACGAAUGUCAUUACCAAGUACAAAACCACAAAAAUUGUUAAUAACCAAUAAUGAAACACCUUUUGAUGAUAGUAUAUAUGAUUCAAAUCAACAUCCACAACCGACAAUAACUAUUACUAAAACUAAUUCAACAAAACAUAAUGCCCGACGAACACAAUGA
Molecule: messenger RNA, 1536 nt
Organism: Adineta steineri
Lineage: Eukaryota; Metazoa; Rotifera; Eurotatoria; Adinetida; Adinetidae
Source: the annotation of a GenBank genome assembly